Molecule: messenger RNA, 7386 nt
Organism: Podarcis muralis (Common wall lizard)
Lineage: Eukaryota; Metazoa; Chordata; Lepidosauria; Squamata; Lacertidae
Source: RefSeq, a predicted model, not a curated record
GCUUUUCGAAGAAGACUUCCCCGACGUGGCGCCUUGCUGCUGUCUUUGGGAGGAAGAGCCUUGAAAGCUGAGUUGCCCCGUCCCUGCCGGUGCCUUUCCUCUCCCUUCCGAGCCCGGGGGAGCCCCAGCGGGUUCUGCUCUCCCGGCGAGGGCGUGGUCGUCGAGGAGGAGCCUGCCCGGCCCUGGAUCUCCCUCGCCUAGGCGGCGCAGAGGCGCAAAGGCUCAGACGGAGGAUGGAGCGGCCGGGCGCAGCGAGAGGCUCCCGACGGCGCGCCCUGUCCGGAGGCAGGACCUGCGGGCGUUCCUUCUCGCGGCUGCUGCGGGCGCGCAGAGCAGGCGUCGCGGGUGGUGGAGGGUCCCGGGGGAAGCCAGAGGCUGAGGCUGCCAAGGCCUGUGACUGGCUGCGAGCGGCUGGCUUUCCUCAGUAUGCCCAGCUCUACGAAGAAUCCCUCUUCCCUCUCGACAUUGCCUCUGUGAAGAAGGACCACAACUUCUUGGACCAGGAUUCCCUCAAAUCCCUCUGCAGGAGACUCGUGACACUGAACUCGUGCGCCUCGAUGAAGCUGGAGGUCCACUUUCAGCGGAAACAGAAUGACGACUCGGGAGACGAGGACUUCUGUGCCAUCAGCGAUCGGUGGGCUUUCCAGAGAGACAGCCGUAGGUGGUCCCGAAUCGGCUCCGACGAUUUCCUCUCCCGCAGCCCGGAGGCAGCCUCCACCAUGAGGAAGCUGCCCAGCCAGGAGAGCAUCCUCACUGACCUGAGCGCUGAGCUGGAGGCCUCCUCUCUCCACAGCGACCCCCCCAGCACAGGCGAGUGUCCUGCUCUCCCUGACCCGUCCUCCACCCAGGAUUCUCUGACCUUGACCCUCUCCAUCCCCAGCUUGGAGGAACCCUCGCCCACUGACCAGUCCCAGGACAUGAGUGGGACCAGCAAGGGGGACACCAGGAAACGCCGGACUCGGAGCUUCCUCAGGAGGAUUGAGUCCCUCAGGAGGAAGGACAAGGAGAAGCUGGACUCUGCCAAAGCCCAAAAAGAGGAUGGGGCAGAUGCCGAGUCCUGGUGGAGCUCCUCAAAAGAACCAAGAAGCGGGGUGUCGCCUUCUUCCUGCGGCAGCAAAACGCUUCCCUCAAGAGGGCGCCGGGCCAACGGGGCCUUGGGCCCAGCUGGGGAGCAGCCCAAACAUGGUAGCGUUUACCUGGAGGACUACGAGGCAGGCCGGGGCAAGGGCACCCCCUGGGAUGCUGGCGGAUUGGGCCACCACGACCUGUUCGAAAGGGACUAUUUGGUCCACAUCCCCAGAGACUACAAGCCGGGCACUUUCCCCAAGUCUCUCUCCAUUGAAAGCCUGUGCCCGCUCGAGAGCGGGUGUUUGCCUGACUGGAAAUCGAGCGGCCCGGCUUCAGGUCUCUUGCCAGGUGGGGUUGGGAUGGGCAGCAGGACAGGCGAGGCCUUGGAGUGCAGGCUGAGGCGGCCCUCAUGUGGCUCCACAGGCAGCUGCACCAGCCUCUAUGACAAUGUGCCCGAGUCCAGCAGUGUCACGGACGACCUGUUUGGCCUGGACAGGGACGUCAUCUACGAGAACCUGGACGAGAUCCUGGAGCACGUUUGGGGGCUGCAGAGGAAGGUGGAGCUGUGGUCUGAGGCCAUCCAGCUGGACCCGGAGGGCGGAAGCAUCGGUGGCGGGGAGGAGACGGACUCCGGAGGGGAGCCCGCCACCCCAAACUUUGAGGAGCGCUCCGUGUCGGACAUUGGCACGUCGGCCAGCGACUUUGACAGCACCGCCAACUCCCUGAAUGAGGCGGAGGACCUGGGAAUGAGGGAGCGGAGAGACUCCGGGGUGGGCGCCUCCCUCACCAGGCCUUGCAGGAAGCUUCGCUGGCACAGCUUCCAGAACUCCCACCGACCUAGCCUGAACUCGGCUUCCUUGGAGAUCAACCGCCAAUCCGCCGCCCAGCUCAACCUCCUCCAAAAAUGCUCCCUCCUUCGCCUCACAGCCAUCAUGGAGAAAUACUCUGUCCCCCACAAGCAGAGCUGGUCAUGGGCGGUCCCGAAGUUCAUGAAGAGGAGCAAGACCCCCAACUACAGGGACAAGAGAGUCUUUGGGGUCCCACUACUCGUCCACGUCCAGAGGACUGGACAACCGCUGCCCCAGAGCAUUCAGCAGGCAAUGCGCUACAUACGCAGCCAGUGUCUGGACCAGGUUGGCAUUUUCCGUAAGUCUGGGGUCAAGUCCAUUCAAGUUAGGAUGGAGCCUAGAAGUGAGCACAGAGAGGGCAUUUGGCAGGGCAGCAGAAAUACGGGUGUCCCUUCUUCUGCCUCUGUGGACAACCGGCUUCUCCUCCAGCACCUUCAAGCAGCCAUCCAUCUUCUCGAUCAAACUCUUCUCUCCUCCUUCUCAUCCUCAGAAUCCCUCUUCCCUCUCGACAUUGCCUCUGUGAAGAAGGACCACAACUUCUUGGACCAGGAUUCCCUCAAAUCCCUCUGCAGGAGACUCGUGACACUGAACUCGUGCGCCUCGAUGAAGCUGGAGGUCCACUUUCAGCGGAAACAGAAUGACGACUCGGGAGACGAGGACUUCUGUGCCAUCAGCGAUCGGUGGGCUUUCCAGAGAGACAGCCGUAGGUGGUCCCGAAUCGGCUCCAACGAUUUCCUCUCCCGCAGCCCGGAGGCAGCCUCCACCAUGAGGAAGCUGCCCAGCCAGGAGAGCAUCCUCACUGACCUGAGCGCUGAGCUGGAGGCCUCCUCUCUCCACAGCGACCCCCCCAGCACAGGCGAGUGUCCUGCUCUCCCUGACCCGUCCUCCACCCAGGAUUCUCUGACCUUGACCCUCUCCAUCCCCAGCUUGGAGGAACCCUCGCCCACUGACCAGUCCCAGGACAUGAGUGGGACCAGCAAGGGGGACACCAGGAAACGCCGGACUCGGAGCUUCCUCAGGAGGAUUGAGUCCCUCAGGAGGAAGGACAAGGAGAAGCUGGACUCUGCCAAAGCCCAAAAAGAGGAUGGGGCAGAUGCCGAGUCCUGGUGGAGCUCCUCAAAAGAACCAAGAAGCGGGGUGUCGCCUUCUUCCUGCGGCAGCAAAACGCUUCCCUCAAGAGGGCGCCGGGCCAACGGGGCCUUGGGCCCAGCUGGGGAGCAGCCCAAACAUGGUAGCGUUUACCUGGAGGACUACGAGGCAGGCCGGGGCAAGGGCACCCCCUGGGAUGCUGGCGGAUUGGGCCACCACGACCUGUUCGAAAGGGACUAUUUGGUCCACAUCCCCAGAGACUACAAGCCGGGCACUUUCCCCAAGUCUCUCUCCAUUGAAAGCCUGUGCCCGCUCGAGAGCGGGUGUUUGCCUGACUGGAAAUCGAGCGGCCCGGCUUCAGGUCUCUUGCCAGGUGGGGUUGGGAUGGGCAGCAGGACAGGCGAGGCCUUGGAGUGCAGGCUGAGGCGGCCCUCAUGUGGCUCCACAGGCAGCUGCACCAGCCUCUAUGACAAUGUGCCCGAGUCCAGCAGUGUCACGGACGACCUGUUUGGCCUGGACAGGGACGUCAUCUACGAGAACCUGGACGAGAUCCUGGAGCACGUUUGGGGGCUGCAGAGGAAGGUGGAGCUGUGGUCCGAGGCCAUCCAGCUGGACCCGGAGGGCGGAAGCAUCGGUGGCGGGGAGGAGACGGACUCCGGAGGGGAGCCCGCCACCCCAAACUUUGAGGAGCGCUCCGUGUCGGACAUUGGCACGUCGGCCAGCGACUUUGACAGCACCGCCAACUCCCUGAAUGAGGCGGAGGACCUGGGAAUGAGGGAGCGGAGAGACUCCGGGGUGGGCGCCUCCCUCACCAGGCCUUGCAGGAAGCUUCGCUGGCACAGCUUCCAGAACUCCCACCGACCUAGCCUGAACUCGGCUUCCUUGGAGAUCAACCGCCAAUCCGCCGCCCAGCUCAACCUCCUCCAAAAAUGCUCCCUCCUUCGCCUCACAGCCAUCAUGGAGAAAUACUCUGUCCCCCACAAGCAGAGCUGGUCAUGGGCGGUCCCGAAGUUCAUGAAGAGGAGCAAGACCCCCAACUACAGGGACAAGAGAGUCUUUGGGGUCCCACUACUCGUCCACGUCCAGAGGACUGGACAACCGCUGCCCCAGAGCAUUCAGCAGGCAAUGCGCUACAUACGCAGCCAGUGUCUGGACCAGGUCGGCAUUUUCCGUAAGUCCGGGGUCAAGUCCCGGAUCCAGGCCCUGAGGCACAUGAAUGAAGCUUCUCCAGACCACGUGAGCUACGAGGGCCAGUCGGCCUAUGACGUGGCCGACCUCCUCAAGCAGUACUUCCGCGACCUCCCAGAGCCCGUCUUCACCAGGAAGCUGAUGGAGACAUUUCUGCAGAUUUACCAGUUUGUGCCAAAGGACCAGCGUCUGCCAACGGUGCAGGCAGCCAUUGCUCUGAUGCCCGACGAGAACCGGGAGGUGCUGCAGACAUUGCUCUACUUCCUGAGUGACGUGGCCUCCGCCCAGGAGAACCAGAUGACAGCCGGGAACCUGGCGGUCUGCCUGGCCCCCUCUGUUUUCCACCUCAACGUCUCCAGGAAGGAGAGCACUUCUCCCAGGUGAGGCGGAUGAUUUCACAAGCGAGCCACGAUGGGCAAACCGGACCACAAGGACCUGAAUGAAAACCUGGCCGCCACCCAAGGCCUCUCCCACAUGAUCACGGACUGCAAGAAACUAUUUCAGAUCCCCCAGGACGUGAUGCUCCAGCUUUGCAACUCCUACUUGGCAGCGGACACCCAGCCUCUCUCCUUCUCUGAGCUGAUGGGGGAAGGCCGGGAUUCCCGGAUUGACUUGGAAGUCAGUAUCCAAAGCCUGCUCAAGGAGUCCUUCGACCGCUUCAAGGGGUGGCUUGGCAUGCCUGGACCCCUCAACACGGAGAUCUCGUGCAAGAAGGUGGGGGACGUGCACCCCCUGCGCCUGUGGAAGGUGUCCACGGAAGUAGAGGCACCCCCUCAGGCGGUGCUUCAGCGGGUGCUCCGGGAACGGCGCCUGUGGGACGAAGACCUCCUGCAGGAGAAAGUGAUGGAGGCCCUGGACCACAACACGGAGGUCUACCACUACGUGACGGACAGCAUGGCGCCUCACCCACGACGAGACUUCCUCGUCCUCCGAAAAUGGCGCUCAGACCUGCCCCGAGGAGGCUGCCUCCUCGUGUCCUUAUCCCUGGACCAUAAGACGUUGCCCCUGGAAGGUGGGGUCCGGGCAGUGGUCCUGACCUCCCAGUACUUGAUGGAGCCCUGUGGGAUGGGGCGCUCCAGAGUGACCCAUAUCUGCCGCGCAGAUCUCAGGGGACGGUCUCCAGACUGGUACAACAAAGUUUUCAGCCGCCUCUGCGCCAUGGAGCUGGCCAGGAUCCGAGACUCUUUCCCGGCACUCGACCCAAGUGGUCCAGAGACAAAGAUCUGAAGGGGGCUUCUCGCGCUCUUGGAUGCUCUUGGAAUGUGGAGUGGUUUCAGCCUUCGCUAGAGGGGAGGAGCUUUUCCAGGUGCCUGAACACCUGCGAACUGAGCAGCCUCUGCCCCUCCUGUCCAGAAACGUCAGCUCUUCAAGGCUGAGCUGCCCCGAGGAGCAGAAAGGUCUCCUCCAUUCGUGAUGGCGCCCUUUCCUGGUUGAGCAGCGUGCUUCAUGUCUGGGAAGCCAUCUUGGAGGUUCCUUCUCAAAGCCUCUGAGGGCUGUCCGUCCACUCCCCACACCACCAAUGGAUCCAGAUACCCAUUUAGCUGUGAUUCCUGCAUUGCAGGGGGUUGGAUUGGGUAACCCUUGGGGUCCCUUCCAAUUCUACAAUUUCAGGGGAAAGGAGAAGAGCUGGGCCACAGGGGUGGAGGUGGGUGAGAAGCAUCUCCACCUGCAAAUCUUCUAAGGUUGUGGGCUGGCAAGGAGGUCCACCACCAGCCAAAGGAAGACAGUCCUAGGCUAGGUGAACCCAACCGUCUGAUCUAGCUAAAUAAACUAGUUCUGGGUUGGAUCUGAUGACCCUCAAGGUCCCUUCUCCCAACUCUACAGUUCUGUGAUUCUGUGACGGCAGCAUUGAUGGAGAUGGCGUGCAGAGGGAUGCCAGAGGAGGGCAAAGUUGUCUACAGGAGUCAGGGGAUGACGCUGCAGGGAACAGGGAAGGUUAGUUGGCGGUCAAGUGUGUGUAGGAGGCAUUGCAGGAUGAACAGCCAUGUUGUAGCACAUGGGGGCAAGAGUGUAUGUACGUGUGUAGGAGAGGGAGAGAGGGAGCCAGGAAAACAUUGUUUUAUUCCUAUUUGCUGCCAUCAUUCCUGCAUGGCAGGGGGUUGCGCUUAGAUGACCCUCAGGGUCCUUUCCAACCCUAUGAUUCUUAUCACAUGAGUGGCACAGAACUGGAAACUAAGUCCAGGUGUUUCCACUUUUGCACCAGAGACCUUUCACUUAACAUGACAAAGAGCCCAUUGGCUCAGAGAUAUUUGAUGCUAUUCUUGGCAAAACCAAAGGGCGAUGGAUGCAGAUGAGUGUGACCAAAGCCUGGGGUCUUGUGUCCUCUGAGGACUCGUGUCUUGCUCUUGAAUGCCAACUACAUGAUUCCAUGGGGGGGGGAGGAAAAGAGACGUCACUGCAUCCUCCAUCAGAUGCCUGUGGUUCUCUGAUCUUUCUAAAUCAAUAGUUUGACAUUGGCUAACCUUGGCCUGUAAGUAACCCAGUUUUUAUUUUAUUUUUCCGUAACCGGGGGUCCAACUGACUAGGCAGCAUUCCAGCUGGAAGGCAUGAAAACUUUUCCAAUUUUUGUUAGAGAUCUAACGGUGUCUGUUCUGCAGGUGAUCAAUUCAACGGCUCUUGUCAACUCUUGCACUGCAGAGGAUCAGACUAGGAGACUUUUGGGGGAGCCUUCCAACUCUUACAAUCCUAUGGUUCUGUAAAUCAUUGGAGGUUUUUAAACCGAGGUUGGAUGGCCCACUGUCAGGGAUUCUUUAGCUGUGAUUCCUGCAUCGCAGGGGGUCAGACUAGAUGAAACGUGGGGGUACCUUCCAACUCUAUAUUCUUUGGAUUCUGUGAACUCAAAUAGAAAUAACUGAUGUAACAUUUGUGGGGGUAUUUUUUGUCUUACUAAUACCUUGGGGGGUGGGGCUGUUAUUUCUCUAAUCAGUUUUUCCUCUCGCACCUAUAAAUAUUGUACAGUUGUAAUAUUUAAUAUAUAACUUGAGUGGGAGAGCAUUUGGACAGAGGUUCUGUGUGUGUGUGUGUGUGUGUGUGUGUGUGUGUGUGUGUGUGUUUGUAUGUGUGUGCGUGUGUGCGAGAGGAAGAAGCGUAUUUUGUAUUUAAAGGGUUUUUUGUACUAAAGCCGUUGCGGGGUGUCAAAAGGAGAGAGGAAACUCCCUGUCUCUGUGUAAUAAAUAAAGUACUAACCUGGUCA